This is a messenger RNA of Nycticebus coucang (slow loris), 6488 nucleotides long. It is a transcript of the gene PRKACB, whose product is annotated as protein kinase cAMP-activated catalytic subunit beta. Gene Ontology annotation, molecular function: ATP binding; cAMP-dependent protein kinase activity. Bases 2158 to 3213 code for a protein of 351 amino acids. Gene Ontology annotation, biological process: peptidyl-serine phosphorylation. The record is from RefSeq and is a predicted model, not a curated record. The transcript is spliced from 10 exons. NCBI's taxonomy places the organism in Eukaryota, Metazoa, Chordata, Mammalia, Primates, Lorisidae. Gene Ontology annotation, cellular component: cAMP-dependent protein kinase complex; nucleus.
UGUAUUGCUUUUGUUAACAAUUUAUUUUCAUAAUCAAUGAUACAGUUAAAUUGAGAAAGGAAGACAAUUUUGUAAAGCUGAAUUUUUUGCUUUACUAAUUUUUCAAUAUGUAGUUAUGUUGUAUCUAACUCUAUUAAUAUCAGUCAACUAAAUCCUUUGCAAAACAAUGACUUACUAAACAGAUGGUUGCCAUCUGGUUAGAGACCUCAAAUUCAAAAUUAUGUUAAGGAAAGUGACAAAUUAUACACUGUUUUAUAUACAUUUAAAACUCACCCCAGUAGAGUGUUCUACAAUUCUAGAACGAUGCCCUCUAGAAUACAGUAUUUAAAAAGUUGACUUUAAUUUUGCAGAGAUGUGAUUUAGCGCAUACUUUAUAUGUAUGUAGAGCAAAAUAUCACAUUCACAAUACAAAACCAAAUGUGUUGGAAAGGUGACAAUGUCGCAACAUUGCUGCAUGCUGACACUAAACCUUAAAUUGUCUGGUCCAAAUCCUCAUUUCGCUAUUUUUAUUUUACUUGAAUUUAACUGAAACCCAGAAAACAUUAUUAUGAAUUGUCCCAGGAAGUAAAUUCACCUGCAUCUAUCUUUUCAAAUCAAAAAGAUUUCAAAUGUAAAGGAAGUCAUUUACCACAACAUCCACAAGUUUCUAAUAAACAUUAUGGACAAAAGGUCAGACUUCGGAGCUUAACGGUCAAGGUUCAAAUCCUACUUCCACCAGAUAAUAAUACCUGUAUAAAUUUGAGUAAAUUAUUCAACUUCCUGUGCCUUAAUUUGCCCCUAAGUAAAAUGAUGCUAGUAAAACCACACACCUCAAGUUUUUACGAUAUUAAAUUAGUUAACAUUUGUAUAGAACUUGGAAUACAGUAUACAUGAUAUAAAUGUUAAAUAGACGAAUUGUUAAUGAUAGAGGGAAGCUUACUAAGAAAUUUCAUUAUCGUUCCAUUUUUUUUGGUCAGUAAUGAAAUAUUGAAAAAAAUUUGAGAAAUUCACUACACAUUUACUAUGCCUGAUGCCUUGGUAACAUAUAAUACAUUAAUAGCUUGGGAUAUUACAAUCUUUCCACUCUACAUUUGGAAUAAACGGUCACAGAGCAAAGGUCAAAGGAAUACUCAACAGAAAAACACUACAGUGCCACGUGAUUAUCCGAUAAGUGAAGCUAACAGUAAAUUCAGUGCUCUAAGAAGUGCAUUAAUACAGACAACUAAAUAAUGCAUUUAUUUUGAGAUCGACACAGAAAGUUGCUAAAUACAAUGACGCACGCACAUCAACAUAAGUUCUGCAAACAAAAGUCACGUUUUCCUUUACUCUGCCUGGGAAGUCUGGCAAAAGCUGUGAGAGCGAGCCAGUCAAUCCACGGCGAGUAAAGCCCUCACUGGAAUCAUCACAGGGCUUGUGCCGGAGCCCUCCAACCGGAGCACAACGUGCUGGCUCGGCGAACACCUGACUCUGCAAGGGCGACAGAGGCUCAAACCACGACCGCGAUAGGGCUGCGCGCGCGGCCAGAGGCUAGACCGGGGGCUCCCGUCCGAGCCAGCCCCACGCCCACGGUGCGGCGCCUCUCCGGCUGAGAGACAGCUGAGUGAGGAGCGGCGGCAUCACGGGGGACAAGAAAAGCCACCCGAGCCACCGCGCCAUCCGCACGGUCUCCCGCGACCCCGCUCUGCGGCACGGGGAACACCAGGCUGAGCAGGGACUCUGCGUUCUUCAGAGGUAACGGUUCCCACGCCGCCUCCCGCCGUCUCAAAGACCCGCAGCAGGACGCCAGCCGCGCGCGCCGCCCCGCCCAGCGGCUCUGCCCGCCGGGCCCACCGCGCGCCCCCGGGGUCCCGGGCCGACGUCACUUCCGGAGCGCGCCCGCCCGCGGAGACUCUCGGGGGCCCGGGCCUGGCCGGGCGCGCGGCUGCCCGGGGGCGCGCCGGGUGGGCGGGCCCGGGAAGGGGGCGUGUCCGCCGUGGUCUCCGCCGGCGCAGCUGUUGCCGACUGGGGCUGAGGAGUUCCCUGAAGCCCUUUCCCCAGACCCGCGUCGGUCCUGCCGCCGGGACUCCGGGCUCACUCGCCAAUCUGACGGGUGAGAAGCGGGAGUCACCUCAGACUGCGGAGCAGCGGGGACGACCCCAGUCCCCCUCUCCCUGACCCCUUCUUGCCAUCGCCCCAGUCAUGGGGAACGCGGCGACCGCCAAGAAAGGCAGCGAGGUGGAGAGCGUGAAAGAAUUUCUAGCCAAAGCAAAAGAAGACUUCUUGAAAAAAUGGGAAAAUCCUCCUCCGAAUAAUGCUGGGCUCGAGGAUUUUGAAAGGAAAAAGACCCUUGGCACAGGUUCAUUUGGAAGAGUCAUGUUGGUGAAACAUAAAGCCACGGAACAGUAUUAUGCCAUGAAGAUUUUAGAUAAGCAGAAGGUUGUUAAACUGAAGCAAAUAGAGCAUACUUUGAAUGAGAAAAGAAUAUUACAGGCAGUGAAUUUUCCUUUUCUUGUUCGACUAGAGUAUUCUUUUAAGGAUAAUUCUAAUUUAUACAUGGUUAUGGAAUAUGUCCCAGGGGGUGAAAUGUUUUCACAUUUAAGAAGAAUUGGAAGGUUCAGUGAACCCCACGCACGGUUCUAUGCAGCUCAGAUAGUGCUAACAUUUGAGUACCUCCACUCACUAGACCUCAUCUACAGAGAUCUAAAACCUGAAAAUCUCUUAAUUGACCAUCAAGGUUAUAUCCAGGUUACAGACUUUGGGUUUGCCAAAAGAGUUAAAGGCAGAACUUGGACAUUAUGUGGCACUCCAGAGUAUUUGGCUCCAGAAAUAAUCCUCAGCAAGGGCUACAAUAAGGCAGUGGACUGGUGGGCAUUAGGAGUGCUAAUCUAUGAGAUGGCAGCUGGUUACCCCCCAUUCUUUGCAGAUCAGCCGAUUCAGAUUUAUGAAAAGAUUGUUUCUGGAAAGGUCCGAUUCCCAUCCCACUUCAGUUCAGAUCUCAAGGACCUUCUACGGAACCUGCUGCAGGUAGACUUGACCAAGAGAUUUGGAAAUCUGAAGAAUGGUGUGAGUGAUAUAAAAACUCACAAGUGGUUUGCCACAACAGAUUGGAUUGCUAUUUACCAGAGGAAGGUUGAAGCUCCAUUCAUACCAAAGUUCAGAGGCUCUGGAGAUACCAGCAACUUUGAUGACUAUGAGGAGGAAGAUAUCCGUGUCUCUAUAACAGAAAAAUGUGCAAAGGAAUUUGGUGAAUUUUAGAGAGGAACAAUAAGAUGACAUCAGAGCUCACACUCAGUCUUUGCUCUCUGCAGAGAGAGAAGGUGACGCUGGGACCGUCCUUGUUGAAGCAGUUACCUAGUUCCUUCAUUCCAGCGACUGAGUGAGGUCUUUAUCGCCAUCAUCCGUGUGCGCACUCUGCAUCCACCUGUGUCACCAGGCACCGCUAGGCAAGCGUCCUCUGUGCCAUCACACAGACCACUCCCUCCCUCCCUUUGGGUUGGCUUUCUCCUCUCCCACAUCCACUUCCUCCAUCCUCAGUUCCAUCGGUUUUCUCUAAACAGUGCUCCAUUUUAUUUCAUUGAUGUUUCAGACGGGCAGUGUUGUGGCUGUGUGAUAAUCUGAAGGGAAGGAUGCAUGCCGCUUUCAGUAGUCUUGACAGUAUUUUUGUUGGUCAAUGGCUUGAUGAUAAACAUUCUAGUAAUUAUUUGUACUUUGAGUAGCACAUGCUCAGUUUUGCCAAAACUCUUGACAAUUUUCCAAGAUAGAUUGUCUUAUCACCCAGGAAGUUUAUACAAAUUAAGAAAGACAAUAACUUUGUUAGAAUUCUGGCAAUAAAUUUAGAUAGACUCAUACGGAGUAGUUAGAACCAGCGAUUUGGAUUGCUAGAGAUGAGAAAUUCCAUUUCCCUUCACCCCUUUUUAUCUAUUCCUCCCCUUGAGUAAUGGAGUGACCCGCCUGGGUCGUGUGACAAAAGUGGCUCGCUCAGCAGGAUAAACUAAUAAUAUGUCUCAUCACCCAGAUUAUGUCACCUGGUACCAGCAUUUCUGUAAGUAUUAGAGAAGAAUUCUAAAUUUUCUAAACCUUAACUCUUCCAUAAGGAUUUUAGCCAGUAUUUUAUUACUAGAAUAAGAUUUAACAAAAGUGACAAAUUUUGAAGUUUCUCAAAUAGUCCUCACUGUAAACUUUUUAAAGGAAAAGAAGCAAACUAAAAAGAACAUUGGUUUGGAUAGAUACGUUGCCCAGUCAAACAAAUGGCUUGAUUCUUGCACACAGGUGGAGGUACUCUCGUUUAAAUGAGCGUUUUCACUUGUUUUGUUCUGUAACCCUUACCAACACAAGAAGUUGUUAGCAGCUCUGCUCAGUACUGUGGUGUGUAUUCCAUUGUGAACUAAGAUAGGGACACUGCUGCCACUUCCGCUUUCAUCCCAUGCCUGUCCCUGAGGAAAGGAGACAAGUUUAUAAAACUGCCAUCCUUGGAAUUUUAAGUGUGAUGUUUUCAGAUACGUUAUAAUUUUCAACUUCUUUUCUGUUGUAAGCAGAAUGUAUGACCACACUAUACAGACAUAAUCUUAAUAUUGGAGUUGAGUUUUUUCUUCUAUACUUUUUUGCCAGUUGACUUAAAAACACUGCCGUCAGAUGGAAAUUUCAGGCACUUUUGCACACUUGAUUCAGUGUUGGUUGAGAAGCCAUGGCUUAGCUGAGUUGUUUUGCUUUUUCAUUUGUUUGUUUUGCUUUGAAUUUCCCCCAUCUGGUUUUAUCUGUGUCUCAGUGACCUAUCUUAAAACAGCAUACCAAAACAGUUUAAAAUAAACUGCAUUCAUUUUUUUACCAUCAAUUUACAUGCAUAUAUAAAGUGAAUUGUUUUUAAUCAAACUCAUCUUCGUGUAUAUAAUCCUUCUAUUUGCCUCAUUAUCGGUGCAAGUAGGUCACUGACACCACUUCUUUUCACCUGUACCACAUCCUCAUAAAACCUUUGAAGACAUCCAAAAAUCCUGCCUGAGAUGUUCUCUCCGCCAAUCCACGUCUUUUGGUUGUUAAGUGUUUCUGCAUGGUAAUGUCACAUAAAGGCUGACCCUGAUUUCAGUUGGUCCCCUUAUAUUUAAAAUGCGCAAGAAAAUUUUGAAACUCUUGCUGUAGGAAUUUUUAUGUAAUAAAGAUAUAUCACCCUGUUAAUACAUUUCAAACAUCAUUUGUAUAAAAUAGUUGAAUUAAUUUUUUUGUAUUUCAGUUAACCCCACGAACAUGCUGACCAUUGUAUCCUGUACGUAUGCUAUAAAUUCUAUGGUAGCUUUGUUGUAUAUUAUUGUAAAAUUAUUUUAAUAAAUCAUAGGGAUGACAAUUUGAUUAUUACUAUUUAGUUUUCAGUAAUCGAAAGGAUUUCUAUGAAUUCUAAAAAUAUUUUUUUCUAUGAAAUUACAAGUGCCCCACUGUAGAAUCUACCUUGGGUAGAUGACCCUGAGGUGUACAUCAAUUUCGAGGGUUAUCCGGCCAUUCCAUCUUACUCUCCAUUUAGAUAAGGACAUGAGCAAGCUUUCAAAUGUGUCAAGAGAGUCUAUCUCCAACCAAUCAAGUACUCCGAAUUAGAAUACUUUUAAAUUCCCCAUUUCAGCCACAGUUUAGCCAAGAACAAGAUAAAAACUUGGAUAAGAAAUAAGUCACAUAAAUCAGUAUUUAACCUCAAAUUUGGAACAGAAGAUGUUUUUGCUCAGUUAAUAAUUAACAAACAGGGCGGCGCCUGUGGCUCAAGGAGUAGGGUGCUGGUCCCAUAUGCCAGAGGUGGCGGGUUCAAACCCAGCCCCGGCCAAAAAAAAAAAUACAAAAAAAAAAAAUAAUAAUUAACAAACAGAUGGCCUUAUAUAAGGAGGAGCCCUAAAAUGAAAGUCAAGAUCUGCGUUUUAGGCCAGAAAACUAUCAGUCUGGCCUCAGUUCUCUCAUCUGUAAAAUGGAAGAGCCGGUUUUGAAGGUUCCUUCUAACUUUCACAGGUUAUGACAGGAUUCCCUUUUCGUGUGGUAUUUUGAAGGGAUGUUGUGCUUUGAAGUCUCAGGAAGACAGUAUAUUUAGGGCAUCUUUCUUCUGACAGUGUUUCUUACAAUUCUUUGAAUAUCAUUAGAACCUCCUAACUAUCCUAACUCCUUCCUUAUUCACUGAGUGCCCAGUUCAUAUUAACCCAUCAACCUAUCAAAAGAAAGAACGUGGCUUACGGGAACUACUGUCUUGUUCUUGGUACAUUCUUGCAUUGACUGUCCAUUGGCCUGAAAAUACUCAUUGUAAACCUGAAAAAAAAUAAUCACUUUACUUUCCCACUGACUGUUUUUUCUGCUUGUUGUAAGAAUCAAAUGAAAUAAUGUAUGUGAAAGCACCUUGUAAAAUGUAACCUAUCAAUGUAAAAUGUUAAGGUGUGUUACUUCAUUAAUUACUUCUUUAUUUAGAACGGAAUUUCCUAUGCAGUUCUGUAGCUAGGAAAUGCUGAAAACAACUGUUUUUUAAUUACUCAAUAACUACAAAAUUAAAGUAUCUUCAAUGGAUAAGACAA